This is a messenger RNA of Mollisia scopiformis, 2102 nucleotides long. RefSeq lists its product as uncharacterized. The transcript has 7 exons. Gene Ontology annotation, biological process: amino acid transmembrane transport. Gene Ontology annotation, cellular component: membrane. Gene Ontology annotation, molecular function: amino acid transmembrane transporter activity. Lineage: Eukaryota; Fungi; Ascomycota; Leotiomycetes; Helotiales; Mollisiaceae. The coding region runs from base 309 to 2102 and encodes 597 amino acids. The record is from RefSeq and is a predicted model, not a curated record.
CAGCCCUUUGCAGUCUAGUACACUGCCACAGGGCGUUCUGAGAUAUUGGCGUUUCUCAGUACCAAGUCUUAUUGGCGCAUCCUUCAUCCUCACUCUAUCUGAUUUGUUCCAUAGCAAACUGGGCGCCGAGGACAUGGCGUACAAUGUCCCAGAACGGCACGAGUCUCAGCCGUACCACGUAACCUUAACGGUAGUGGGAGAUGGAGAGUACAACAUACCCUCGGUGCCGCUGCGAGGCUGGAAAUAUUUCACUUUCUUGUCCGAAUCUUCCCCACUGAUAUCACUCUGUCGCGUCAACUUUUCCAGAGAUGGUGCAACCCCGUGGUUAUGACGAUGGGUUGGAGAUGGCCCCUUACCAGGGCAUGGAGGUAAAUGUCGACGACUAUCAGGGAAUGGAAGUUCACCAAUACCCAGGCGCGAUAGACGAUGGUUCUGAGAAGCACGCAUUUCAUGAGAACGUGAACAUCUAUGAUGAAGAUCCUAAUUCACGACUGCGACGAGAUCUCAAAACUAGACAAAUUGCUAUGAUUGCUCUUGGGGGUGCUUUGGGGACAGGCCUGCUUAUCCAGACUGGACCGACUUUGGCCAGUUCAGGCCCUGCCUCAAUGCUAAUAGGUUAUGCUUUGGUGGGCGUCUUAUGCUUUGCGGUUAUGAGUGCGAUGGGAGAGAUGGCUGCUUGGCUUCCAAUACCUUCGGGAUUUACGGGAUUUGCGCAUAGAUUUGUUGAUCCAGCCCUUGGUUUCGCUCUUGGAUGGAAUUAUUGGUUUAAAUAUAUCAUUACGACUCCGAAUAACCUCAUAGCAGCGACCCUGGUAAUCGGAUACUGGUUUGAUAAAGCGGGAUACGACGGCCCAGGAUCUAAACCUGCCAUAUACAUUACAAUCCUUCUCGCAACAAUCAUCGCUAUCAAUUACUUCGGCGUACGGUUCUUUGGAGAGUUUGAGUUCUGGCUGUCUAGCGCCAAGGUUCUCAUCAUGAUUGCACUUGUCAUUUUCUGCCUUGUUCUUGCCGCAGGAGGCGGGCCGGAUCAUCAAGCAACUGGCUUCAAGUACUGGAAAGAUCCCGGAGCAUUCAAGGCUUAUAAAGCAGCGGGUAGUGGCGGAAAAUUUCUCGGAUUCUGGAAUGUUUUGACGAACGCUGUCUUCUCCUUUCUUGGUGCGGAACUCGUUGGCAUCUGUGCAGCUGAAGCUUCGAAUCCUCGUAAGGCUAUACCUGCAGCAGUAAAACUCACAUUCUUCCGCAUAGUGUUCUUUUAUCUGGUUUUGAUAUUGUUGCUCGGCAUGACAGUUCCGUACGACAGUUCGCUCUUAUUGACAGCAAACAGUAAGAGCAACACAACAGUAUCUGGAGACGCUAGUCCAUUUGUCGUUGCAGCUCAAAUUGCUUCUGUCAACGGAAUUCCCGGUGUCAUUAAUGCGUUUCUGCUCGUCUUCACUUUCUCUGCUGCAAACUCAGAUCUCUACAUCGCAACUCGAACUCUCUACUCCCUCGCUGUCGAAGGCAAUGCGCCGAGAAUAUUUUCACGAACUGACAACAAAGGCAUCCCCGUCUACGCCCUAGCACUCUCCAGCGCGUUCUGCCUCAUCGCAUUCAUCAGUACCGACGUCGGUUCAUUCAAGACCUUUCAAUACUUCGUCACCCUCGUCACUGUCUUUGGCAUACUGACCUGGAUAUCAAUUCUUGUCACACAUAUCUAUUUUGUCCGAGCUCGUAAAGCACAGGAUAUUCCCGAUUCAGCUUUGACGUUCGUGUCUCCGUUCGGAGCCCUCGGGUCGAAGAUCGCACUCGUAUUCGCCUGCACUAUUACGCUGUUCAACGGCUGGGCUACUUUCGUGCACGAUCCUUCAACAGGCUUGUUCGAUUGGAGAACGUUCAUUGUCAGCUACCUUCCGAUACCUCUCUAUAUCAUCAUGAUAUUUGGGUAUAAAGUCGUCAUGAAAUCCAACACAGUAUCACCAGAGGAGGCAGAUCUUCAUGGCGGGAAAGCAAAGAUUGAUGCUGAUGAGGCAGAGUUCUUGGCCGAAGAGAUGAGGAAAAAGGGAUGGGUGCUGGAAAGCGGGUACCAACGGCUGUAUAGAGUCACGCUUGGGAACUUCUUCUGA